Labrus bergylta (ballan wrasse) is the source of this 4673-nucleotide messenger RNA. It is a transcript of the gene nphp3, whose product is annotated as nephronophthisis 3. Lineage: Eukaryota; Metazoa; Chordata; Actinopteri; Labriformes; Labridae. Gene Ontology annotation, cellular component: cytoplasm; mitochondrion. The record is from RefSeq and is a predicted model, not a curated record. Gene Ontology annotation, biological process: fatty acid beta-oxidation using acyl-CoA dehydrogenase. Gene Ontology annotation, molecular function: acyl-CoA dehydrogenase activity; protein binding; flavin adenine dinucleotide binding.
CUUGUUGCCACGGCAGCCAGGAAGAAGCUGCGAAGGGAGCAGCGGGCCGUGAAAGCGAUGGGCAUCCAAAAGGGCUGAGCACAUUAUUGCAGCUUAGGCUGUCGCUAUGGGCACCGCAUCCUCAUUGGUCAGCCCGGGAGAGGUGAUUGAGGAUGGAUAUGGGGGUGAAGGUGGGGAAGCCUGUGAGAUCCCGGUGGAGGUGAAGCCCAAAGCCAGACUCCUGCGCAGCUCCUUUCGCAGGGCGCCCCGGGUGAUCGGGGCCAGUUUCAAAUCGACAGGCUCUGUGGAUCUAGAGUACGCAGCCGAGUAUGAAAGACUCCGUAAAGAGUAUGAAAUCUUCCGUGUCAGUAAAAACAACGAGAUCUCAUCGAUGCAAAAGAAGGAGGCCAAGCUGGACGAAGAGAACAAGAGGCUUAGAGCUGAGCUACAGGCUCUGCAAAAGACCUACCAGAAGAUCCUUAGAGAGAAAGAGAGUGCUCUCGAGGCAAAGUACCAGGCUAUGGAGAGGGCUGCCACUUUUGAACAUGACCGGGACAAAGUGAAACGACAGUUUAAGAUUUUUCGGGAGACGAAGGAAAAGGAGAUCCAGGAUCUCCUGCGGGCCAAGAGGGACUUGGAGGCCAAAUUGCAGCAGUUGCAGGCACAGGGUAUCCAGGUCUACGACCCAAAUGAUUCAGACUCGGAUGACAACCAAACCACUGUUACUGCUGCAGGAACACAGUGUGAGUACUGGUCUGGUGGUGUACUGGGAAGUGAGCCCUCUAUGGGUAGCAUGAUGCAGUUGCAGCAGACCUUUCGGGGCCCGGAGUUUGCACACAGUUUGAUCGAUGUGGAAGGACCCUUUGCGAAUGUGAGCAGAGAUGACUGGGAUGCCGCAGUGGCCAGUCUGCUUCAGGUCUCCCCUCAUGUGCCCCAGGCCCUGUGGAGUAACACAGUCCGCUGCUACAUGAUCUUUACCCAGGAGACCAAAGCUGAGCUGGAUAUCUUUACAAAGAAACACUCUCCUGCUUUAAGGAGAUUGUGCGAGGGUCUCGGUCAUUUCUAUCUGAAUGUGUGCUUCCCUGAGGACAACGCCGCCUCGUACACUGUGGAGCGCCGGCAGGAGAUUGAAAGAAGCUCCGUGUGCGUGCUUCUCCUCAAAUCUACUGUCACCAGCUCUGUGGUAGAAGACUGUGAGGAGGCUUUUGUGAAGAAUCCAGACGGGCAUCCUCUGGUGCUCUACCUCAGGACUGAAGACGGGCAAAGUUUGACCGGACCCACCAGGCAACUUCUAGAAAGGGUCAAUGCUGCAGACAAGGCGGCUAAGGUCAAGGUAGUGGAUCACAGCGGCUCUGCAGAGGACGGGGCUGCCCUGAUUUAUGCUCAGCUAGAGAAAGUCAUCAAACAGGAGUUGCUGGGUCUUGAAGGAGCAGAAGUAGACUCUAAGGACUCGGGGAUAGAAGAAGGCCGCGAAGAGGACUCGGGAGACGUGCUGUGGGACCUGCACGAUGAGCAGGAACAGAUCGAGUCCUACCAGCAGGCCUGCAGCAGCACCACCUCACAGUUAGGCUUCCAGAAGUAUAUAGACCGUCUGAAUGACAUGAUAGCUGCUCCCCCUCCCACCCCACCUCUGCUGGUGUCUGGUGGUCCAGGCUCAGGAAAGUCUCUCCUGCUCUCCAAAUGGAUUGAGCAGCAGCAGAAGCAGUCCCCCAACACUUUGUUCCUCUAUCAUUUUGUCGGUCGGCCACUUUCAACCAGCGCAGAGCCGGUUCUCAUCAUCAAACGCCUCACAGUCAAACUGCUGCAGCACUUCUGGUCCAUUUCUGGCCUGUCCAUGGAGCCCAGUAAAAUCUUGGAGGAGUUUCCCCGCUGGCUUGAAAGACUAUCGGCACGCCAUCAAGGAAACAUCAUCAUCAUCAUUGACUCUAUUGACCAAAUACAGCAAGCAGAAAGACACAUGAAGUGGCUGAUUGACCCUCUCCCCGUCAACGUCAGAGUGGUGGUGUCUGUCAAUGUAGAGACGUGCCCUCAGGCUUGGAGGUUGUGGCCCACACUCCACUUAGACCCCCUGAGCCCCAGAGAGGUCAGGAGCGUCGUUAAUGCUGAGUGCCAGAGCAUGGAGCUGAAACUAACAAAGGACCAGGAGAAGAAGCUGGAAAGGCACUGUCGCUCUGCAUCGACCUGCAACGCUUUGUACGUCACGCUGUUGGCUAGGAUGAUCAUCAGUACAUCAUGUUGGUCACUGGAGAAGAGCCUGGAGCAGUGUCUUCAGUGUCAGGACACAAUGUCACUGUACCGCCUGGCACUCAAGAUGACGCUGACCUCCUUGAAAACCGACAGAGAGCAACACAUCAUGAGAGAGAUUCUGUGCCUCGUCUGUGCCAGUCAUAAUGGAGUUAGUGAAUCAGAGGUGCAAGACCUUUUCCCUGAACUGGAGCUGCCUGCCCUGUCCUCUCUGCUCCACCGUCUGAACAGACUCUGCUUUGUGACCCUUCGAUGUGGGCUCAUUAGAUUUCAACACCUGCAGGCUUGGGAAUCUGUGAGGUUGGAGUUCUUGGGUGGAGGAAGCAGCUCUCCUGCCUACAGAGAGAAACUCGUACAUUACUUCAGUCAACAGCUCAGUCAGGACCGUGUGACUUGGCGCGUUGCCGACGAGCUCCCCUGGCUGUUCCAACAGCAGGAGGAUAGAACUAAACUACAGCUCAGCCUCCUGAACCUGUUUGUCUCCCAAAACCUCUACAAGAGGGGUCAUUUCUCUGAGCUGCUAGCUUAUUGGCAAUAUGUGGGCAAAGACAAAAGCUCCAUGGCCGCUGAGUACUUUGACUCCCUGAAACACUACGAGAAGAGCUGUGAGAGUGAAGACAGCAUGACCAAGCUAGCAAACCUGUACGAGACUUUGGGACGUUUCCUCAAAGACCUGGGCCUCCCCAGUCAGGCUGUUGCCCCUUUGCAAAGAUCCCUUGAAAUUAGGGAGACGGCCUUGGACCCCGACCAUCCCAGCGUAGCUCGCUCCCUGCACCAGCUGGCCGCCGUAUAUGUCCAGUGGAAGAAGUAUGGAAACGCAGAGCAGCUGUACAAGCAGGCCCUGGAGAUCAGUGAGAACGCGUACGGUGCUGAGCAUGCGAGCGUGGCACGAGAGCUGGAGUCGCUCGCCGUGCUUUAUCAGAAACAAAACAAGUAUGAACAAGCAGAGAAACUCAGGAAGACGUCGGUGAAGAUCCGUCAAAAGACUGCACGCCAGAAAGGUCAUAUGUACGGCUUCACUCUGCUGAGGCGCAGAGCCCUGCAGCUGGAGGAGCUGACCCUUGGAAAAGAUUCUGCAGACUGUGCCAAGACGCUCAACGAGCUGGGCGUCCUGUACUACCUCCAAAACAACCUGGAUGCAGCUAAGAUAUUCCUGACACGCUCUCUGGAAAUGCGUCAGCGAGUCCUCGGCCCGGAUCACCCCGACUGCGCUCAGUCCCUCAACAACCUGGCUGCGCUGCACACAGAGCGGAGGGAGUACGAGACGGCCGAGGACAUGUACGAGAGGGCGCUGGACAUCCGCAAGAAGGCCCUGUCUCCAGAUCACCCGUCUCUGGCUUACACGCUCAAACACCUGGCCAUGCUGUACAAACGCAGAGGGAAGCUGGAAAAGGCGGUGCCGCUGUAUGAGCUGUCUCUAGAAAUCAGAGAAAAGAGUUUUGGGCCCAAACACCCGAGCGUGGCCACGGCGCUGGUCAACCUGGCUGUGAUCUACUGCCAACUGAAGAAUCACAGCGACGCCUUGCCUCUGUACGAGCGAGCACUCAAAGUGUAUGAGGAUAGUCUGGGCCGCUCGCACCCGAGAGUCGGAGAGACCCUGAAGAACUUGGCCGUGCUCAGCUAUGAAGAGGGCGACUUCGAGAAGGCGGCAGAGCUUUAUAAACGCGCCAUGGAGAUAAAGGAGGCGGAGCCGUCGCUGGUGUGCGGGAACGCCCCCUCUCGCCACUCCUCCAGUGGGGACACAUUCAGUCUGAGGGGACCUGCUCCCCCACCACAUGCUCCAAGGUGACUCUGACUGACAACAUCAGAUCUGGUGCUGUUAUCAAAAAGGGAAACUAUUGUGGUCGUUGGGUUUGGUCUGUUUACUGUACCUGCAAGUUUAGUAAUGAAGUCUGUGAAACAUGGAUGUUUGCAAGUAUGGAAUCGUAUUUCAACAUAUGCAUAAGUGAGAGGAACUUUGUGAGUCCUCUUAAUGGGCCUGGAUCUCAUGUUUACACCUCUGAUAUUUAGUUCCUAUACACAUGCCUCAAAGUGGAAAGCAUUAGAUAACUCAGCAGCAUUUAUUUGCUGGCAUCAUGAAGAUUUUGCAUUUUCUAACACGUUCAAAAAUAAUCAAACACAUUGAAUCUGUCCGCUGCACAGACUACAUUACUCUAUGCACUUUUAGACUUAGGGAUACAUGACAAGAAGGAAACCUGAGGUAUUAGUUUUGUUAUUUCAAGUUUGACUUGAAAAUAUCAUCAGAAAAAAAUCUUUUAAAGUGUUUUUAAAGAUUUGAAGUAUUACGUUUGAAACAUUUCCACAACUCAGUCUGAUCAUGCUGUUGUCUUUUUUGUUGCCAAAUCCACAUCUGAUGUAUUUAAUGAAGGGUAUUAACCAAGCAGCAACCUCUGGUGUCGAAAAAAUGAAGUCGAGGCUGAAGUGUAAAAUCCUGCAGUUCCUCAAGUGUC